AUGUCUACAAUCUCAAAUCGCUCACAGCUUUUCGCGACUGAGAAAACAGAGCCAAAAGAGAUGGAAACCAUCGAUGAGAAGACAGGAUUCGAGAAGAAUGAACGCCACUACAUUCACGAAGAUGACAUCUCCCCAGAGCAAAAGCGACUGGAAGCAAAAGUCCUGCGCAAAGUCGACCUGCGCCUGAUUCCCAUCCUUGGACUGCUCUACUCUGUUGCCGGCCUCGACCGUGUAAACCUUUCGAACGCUCGUGUCGCUGGCAUGAACACAGACUUGCGCUUCGAUAUUGGCGAUCGCUACUCCAUCGCACUGCUUGUCUUCUUCGUCACCUACUGCAUAUUUGAGAUGCCUACGACACUGUUGCUCCGACCUGUUGGACCGAAGAACUUGCUCAAUGGCCUCGCGAUUGGCUGGGGAAUCGUCAUGCUCGGCAUGGGCUGGGUGAACGACUGGCGCUUGAUAGUUGUAUGCAGGAUGUUGAUCGGAGUUCUUGAAGCUGGCUUUCUGCCGUGUUGCAUGUUUCUGCUGAGUACGUGGUACCAACGCUUUGAGAUCCAGCAGCGUAUGAGUUGGUGGUACCUCAUCAACCUCUUCGUGUCGGCGUUUGGCAACAUUUUGGCGUGGGCAAUCGUCAAGCUAGAUGAUGUACAUGGCAUCGCGGGAUGGAGAUGGAUCUUCAUUGUUGAAGGUGCGGCGACAAUCGGCAUCGCGAUAAUCGGAUAUUUCCUCGUCAUUGGCUUCCCCGACUCGAUGCUAGCCAGCAACAAACUCCAAGGCUUCACUCAGCGCGAACUAGAGAUUGUGUUGGACCGAAUCGACCGCGAUAGACGUGAUUCGAAGCCAGACAAGCUCACGUGGGCGAACUUCCGCAUCCACGUUGCGAAUUGGGAGCUCUGGGUAUACGGGUUAAUGUUCCUCACAUGCUCCGCACCCAUCUACGCCUUCGCAUACUUCAUUCAGAUUAUCCUCGGCACAAUCGUUAACAGUACGGCGCUUGUCUUUCUCCUCUGCGCACCUCCGUACCUCGUCAGUAUUUUCUGGACCGUCGGAUGCGCAUGGCUUGCAGACCGUACCCGCCUUCGCAUGCCAUGGAUGCUGAUGAAUGCUGCCGUCACCUUUGUCGGACUUCUCAUCACAGCAUAUUCGUCAAAUUCCGGUGCGCGCUACUUCGGCGUCUUCCUCGGAGUCAGCGGCUGUAAUGCUAACUUGCCAACCAUCAUUGCAUUCCAGUCCAACAAUGUGCGCAGUAAUUCUCGGAGAAGCGUCGCAAAUGGCGUGCAGUUUGUGUUCGCGGCGAUUGGGGGCAUAUAUGCCAGCACGACGUUCAUGCAGAAAGAAUAUCCGACAUACCGGACCGGUGUGUGGUGCGCGGUAGCUACACAAUUCUUGCUGAUCAUCUUGUGUGCGGUCAUGUUCUUACAUUUCAGGAGGAAAAAUCGCGCGGCUGACGAGGGGAGAGGGUUGAUUCAGGAGGAAGAAAGCUUCCGCUACACGUACUAA
Molecule: messenger RNA, 1500 nt
Organism: Parastagonospora nodorum SN15
Lineage: Eukaryota; Fungi; Ascomycota; Dothideomycetes; Pleosporales; Phaeosphaeriaceae
Exons: 3
Coding region: 1-1500 (499 amino acids)
Biological process (GO): transmembrane transport
Cellular component (GO): membrane
Molecular function (GO): transmembrane transporter activity
Source: RefSeq, a predicted model, not a curated record